This is a messenger RNA of Pieris macdunnoughi, 252 nucleotides long. NCBI's taxonomy places the organism in Eukaryota, Metazoa, Arthropoda, Insecta, Lepidoptera, Pieridae. The record is from the annotation of a GenBank genome assembly.
AUGCUUGACAUAAAGGAGGUCAAAGAGAAUUCCAUAGGAUAUUUUCACAUGACUUUGAAACCAAUAUACAGAUUUUCUAGAGCCAAGAUAUCCGAAAUUGUCAGAAUUCGUGACCAAGGCGGAAUAGUUGUGGAUGGUAAUAGCAUAGGUGAGAAAGAUACAGGCGAUAUAAGUGUAAACGAGAUUGUGGAAGCUUUAAAGAGAAUUAAAGCCGGAAAGUCAGCGGAAUGCGAUAGGGUUUCCGUAGAAUAA